AUGGUGGACAAAGAGAAGAAGAAGAAGGCGAGUAUCUUGGACCUGUCCAAGUACAUCGACAAGACCAUCCGGGUGAAGUUUCAGGGGGGCCGCGAAGCCAGUGGAAUUCUGAAGGGAUUCGACCCACUCCUCAACCUCGUGCUGGAUGGAACCAUUGAGUACAUGAGAGACCCUGAUGACUAGUACAAGCUGACAGAGGACACUCGGCAACUGGGGCUGGUGGUGUGCCUCGGAACAUCAGUGGUGCUCAUCUGCCCGCAGGACGGCAUGGAGGCCAUCCCCAACCCCUUCAUCCAGCAGCAGGAGGCCUAGCCCUGUGCUCACCACUCACCCCACGCCUGUUUCUUAAUAAAAUCACAAACUGCCACAAAAAAAAAAAAAAA
Suncus etruscus (white-toothed pygmy shrew) is the source of this 383-nucleotide messenger RNA. Its product is annotated as U6 snRNA-associated Sm-like protein LSm7. Gene Ontology annotation, cellular component: Lsm1-7-Pat1 complex; U2-type prespliceosome; U6 snRNP. Gene Ontology annotation, molecular function: RNA binding. The record is from RefSeq and is a predicted model, not a curated record. The transcript has a single exon. Gene Ontology annotation, biological process: mRNA splicing, via spliceosome; nuclear-transcribed mRNA catabolic process. Lineage: Eukaryota; Metazoa; Chordata; Mammalia; Eulipotyphla; Soricidae.